Schistosoma bovis is the source of this 980-nucleotide messenger RNA. The record is from the annotation of a GenBank genome assembly. NCBI's taxonomy places the organism in Eukaryota, Metazoa, Platyhelminthes, Trematoda, Strigeidida, Schistosomatidae.
GAAGAUUUGUGCGAUAGUUUAACUGUGAAGGUCGCUGAUGAGCCUGUCAUUCAGAAGAGUUUUAUCAGCAAGUCGUUAUUUUCUUCGUUCACAACAUACUGAGAGUGUUGUAGCUCACGAAAAAUUUAGUGAUGUUGAAAAUUAUCCUGGACACAUCACAACCAGUUCCUUACAAAAAUGUCUCCUGAGUCUUGGGAGCGGGAUUGGCUGUCUGAUUAACCCAAGAAGAGCUGAUCUGCUCAGCACAUUUGGAGAGACUAGUGGGGAACUCGCCUUGCGCCAAAUAUUCAAUAGAAUGCUGAAUCAUCCUGAUGGUUGUCGCAUAUUACGUGACCGACCAACUAUUCGUACUAACACAGUUGAUUUAGAUAGCCUUCGUAAGCUGCCUGAGGGUACGUUUGGGAAAGCGUAUACGAAGUUUCUGGAUAAAUAUGGUUAUUCACCUGAUGAAAGACACUAUGUUAAAUUUGUAGAUGACCAAGAUUUGGCUUACGUCAUGCUUCGGUACCGGGAAAUACAUGAUUUGGUUCAUACUUUGCUUGGUCAACCUACUGAUAUGCUUGGUGAAGUCGUUGUUAAAUGGGUUGAAGGCAUACAAACUCUUCUCCCUAUGUGUUUAACUGGUGGUUACUUUGGUUCUCUGCGUCUCGCACCCAAACAAACAGAGCGGUUCGUAAAAAGCCAUCUAGAUUACGCAAUUCAUACUGGCAGAGAAGCUCGUUUCCUAAUGUGUGUUUACUUUGAGGAACAUUGGGAAGAUAACUUGGAAGAUUUCAGGUCAUCCUUAAAUAUUCAGUCGCCGCCAACCCCCAGAAAACUGGAUUGAGAUGUGUUUCGAAGCACUUUCAAUUGUGACUUUGUAAAUAGUGUAGUUCGCUCUGUUUUUCGCCAAGCAACUUUUCAUUACAAAUGUCUUAGAAUUUUUAACUAACGUGAAGUAUAUGUUUGUAGUUAGUUUGCUUGGAAUUUGUGUUGCCACA